Zophobas morio is the source of this 4055-nucleotide messenger RNA. It is a transcript of the gene MED23, whose product is annotated as mediator of RNA polymerase II transcription subunit 23. The record is from RefSeq and is a predicted model, not a curated record. Gene Ontology annotation, cellular component: mediator complex; transcription regulator complex. Gene Ontology annotation, biological process: positive regulation of gene expression; regulation of transcription by RNA polymerase II. The coding region runs from base 99 to 4004 and encodes 1301 amino acids. The transcript is spliced from 3 exons. NCBI's taxonomy places the organism in Eukaryota, Metazoa, Arthropoda, Insecta, Coleoptera, Tenebrionidae.
UGUCAAAACGUCAACGUAAACAUAACCUCCCAACAACCGUUCGCCGUAAUUUUUCCGCACAAAAACCAUGAAUUCGCGCAAAAAUUAACGCGACGACAAUGGCCGAGGUCCUAACUAACGUCCUCAACGAAAUUCUGAAAGUGGAAGGUAUCGAAGAGUCGUUCAGUUGCUCUCUGGUGCACCGCCCCAACGCAGAGAAGGAAAGAGUCACGCAAUGGCAACAGGAGCUGAACACGGCGCUGCGGACCAUCCCCCAGGAGCAACAAGACGCGAUUUUGCGCCAGUACCUCAACACGGCCCUCACGUGCGCCCAGAGCAAGCUCCAGCUCUUGAUGGAGCUCCUGGAGACUAUGGUGCGGAACGGGAUCGUGGGGGCGCGUCUGGUGUGCGAGGUCGUGAUGAACUUUGAUAAAUUGCAAUACACGAACGCGCGCUUCUGGGUUGAGUGUUUCAGGUUGGUGAGAAAGAUCAUCGACUUGGUGGAGUACAAGGGGGUGCGGGAGAUUAUGAAGGGGUGUUGUGAAAAAGCGAAGAGUCUCCCGUGGAGGUUAAACGCGGGGCUGCAGCCCCAAACUCAAGCUUUGUUGAGUGUGGCUGAGAGGAUCAUGGACCGGAAUGCGUGUCUCCUGCCGGGGUAUCUUCUGGUUAACGAGUUGCAGAAAGCCUAUCCUGAUUGUCCCCACUGGCGGUUGGCUGCACUGUUUUCGGACUACGUGGAUAGUUUCAGGGCUUGUGCCCAAAUGGUGUCGAUAGUGGGGCAAGCCGAAAUGCGUCCCGUCGUUGAACAUAGCGGCUGCCCGGAACACUUGGUUAACCCGUGGAAGCUUGACCCCUGCACUCUUAGAUUUACGUUGAAAGGGACACUCCCUUAUUCGGCGGAGUUGCUCGAGAAGCAAACCGGCUUGUUGAGGUAUGUCUUGGAGCAACCUUAUAGCAGAGACAUGGUUUGUGGGAUGUUGGGGCUGCAGAAGCAGCACAAGCAACAUUGUGCCGCUUUGGAGGAACAGUUAGUCGAGUUGGUGAUUUUAGCGCUUGAAAGAACUGAGAACGAGGGUGACGAAACUGCCACUCAAGGACUCUGGUUGCAUUUAUCAUCACAAUUAAUUUAUUUUGUGUUGUUCCAAUUCGCUAGUUUUCCGAAUAUCGUGAUGUCGUUGCAUUCGAGGUUACAAGGGCGGGACUUGCGGAGGGGGCGUGACCAACUCAUGUGGGUGUUGCUUCAGUUCAUUUCGGGCUCCAUCCAGAGGAAUCCUCUGUCGAACUUUUUGCCGGUGUUGCGGUUGUAUGAGUUGUUGUUCCCGGAGCAGGAACCGCCUCUGCCCGUGCCGGACUUCAACCAACCCCAAUGCACGCGGCAGAUGGCCAUGACGUGCAUUUGGAUCCACCUUACGAAGAAGGCUCAAGCCGAAAUGACCAACCUUACGUGGCCGAUCCCGGCCAAACUGCGCAACCACCAUGACUUUUUGCAACAAUUGGUACCACCGAAUAACACCGCCUUAGCGAUGGGGAACGACUAUCGCAUUGCCCUCCUUUGUAACGCCUACUCCACCAAUCAGGACUACUUUAGUAAACCAAUGGCCGCUCUCGUCGAGACUAUCCAAGGCAGUCCGAAGUCUGCUGCCCCGCCCACCGCCCCUCUUAGCAUGGCCGUGCUUGACUCCCUCACCGUCCACUCCAAGAUGAGUCUCAUCCAUAGCAUCGUCACCCACGUCAUCAAGCUAGCCCAGGCGAAAUCUGGCAUGCCGUUGUCCCCCGCGCUCGUCGAAACCUACAGCCGCCUCCUCGUUUACACCGAGAUCGAGUCCCUAGGAAUCAAGGGCUUCAUCAGCCAGCUCCUCCCUACCGUGUACAAGUCGCACGCUUGGGGCACCUUGUAUACACUUCUUGAGAUGUUCAGCUACCGCAUGCACCACAUCCACCCGCACUACCGCGUGCAGCUGCUCAGUCAUUUACACUCGCUCGCCGCCGUCCCCCAGGCCAACCAAACCCAGCUGCACCUGUGCGUGGAGUCCACGGCGCUGCGCCUCAUCACGGGUCUCGGCAGCGGCGAGGUGCAGCCCGAACUCAGCCGCUUCCUCGCCGAACCGAAGACCCUCAUCUCCGCCGAGUCGGAGGAGCUCAACCGCGCGCUCGUGCUAACACUAGCGCGCGCCACGCACGUCACGGGCGCCGACGGCUCGUGGUGCCACGAACUCCUGGCCACCAUCGCGCAGAGCACGCCGCACGCGUGGGCCCCGCACACCUUGGAGUGCUUCCCGAGGGCGCUGGCCGAGUUCUUCACCCAACACGCGGUACCCAAGGAGAACAAGCAGCAGCUGAAGAAGGCGGUGGAAGAGGAGUACAGGAAGUGGUCGUCGAUGAACAACGAGAACGACAUGAUGGCGCACUUCGGGGUGGCGGGAGCGCCGCCACUAUUCUUGUGUCUUCUAUGGAAGAUGCUCCUGGAGACCGACCACAUCACACCCAUCGCCUACAAGAUCUUAGAACGAAUUGGAGCCAGAGCACUAUCAGCACACUUGAGGAAGUUCUGCGACUGCUUGGUCUUCGAGUUCAGCAACUCGCCUGGGGGGCAGCACGUCAAUAAGUGCGUGGAUACGAUCAACGACAUGAUCUGGAAGUACAACAUCGUGACGAUAGAUAGGUUGGUGCUGUGUUUGGCGCUGCGGACGCAGGAAGGGAGCGAAGCCCAAGUGUGCUCCUUCAUCAUCCAGUUGGUACUACUCAAAGCCACGGAGUUCCGCAAUCGGGUGCAGGAUUUCGUCAAGGAUAACUCUCCGGAUCACUGGAACCAGACCAACUGGCACGAAAAACACCUAGAGUUUCACAGGAAGUACCCCGAGAAGUUCGCACCGGAAGAGCAAUCCAGCGGGUACCACCCGUACUUCGGAAACGUGUGUCUGCGCUUCCUGCCAGUCUUCGACAUCGUGGUCCACCGUUUCCUGGAGAUCCCUCAAGUAACGAAAAGCCUGGAGAUACUAUUAGAACACCUAGGCUGUCUGUACAAGUUCCACGACCGCCCGGUCACGUACUUAUACAACACUUUGCACUACUACGAAACGCGACUCCGGGACAGACCCCCUUUGAAGCGACGCUUAGUGGCUGCAGUCCUCGGAACCCUCAAAGACAGCCUAUCGGAGCCGUACCAACUCUUCCUAGGUCGUCCGCAGGACGACAUGUGGACCCCCGAACUAGACUACUACAUCCAGCUGGUUAAGCGCGUCGUGGACAUCCUCGGGGGGACAUCCGCCAACUCGAUGAUCGACUGGAGGUUCAACGAAUUCCCGAACGCCGGGGCGCACAUCCUAUACACCACGUGCGUCGAGCUGAUGGCGCUGUCCGCAGGACCCGUGGCCGUCGCCAACGGACUCUUGGACGUCGUCGCCAAAGGUUAUGUGACCAUUCCCUCGUCCGACAUCCACCAAUGGAUCAACGCCGUCGGCCUCAUCCUCUCCGCCCUCCCCGUCAGCUAUUGGAGCGUCCUCCACGACCGCCUCAUCUCCACCCUCGGCGAGCUCGAGACCUGGACUUUCGACUGCUCCCCCUUCCGCCUCUUCGAUUUCAAGGAGACCCACGCGGGGCUGCUGCACAACAGUUUCAGUUACAUGCUGGCUUUGGCGCACUCGGUCUGGCACCACGCGGGUCCGGGGCAGAUCGCGAGUGUGCCCCGGUGGGCGCGGGAGUGUUUGCCGAGUGUGGUGCGGUCCGAGGAGCAAUUCCUUUACGUGUGUCACCUCGUGGGGCCCUUUUUGCAGAGGUUCAAUAUGGCGAUAGUGGAACUGACGAGUGCUUUGUACGAACUUUUGGCGCAAGUCGAUCACCAUACGCAGUCGGAAAUGAAAUACAUGGACCCCAUUUGCGAUCUGUUGUACCAUAUCAAGUACAUGUUCGUGGGGGAUAGUAUGAAGAAGGAGUUGGAGACGGUAGUGCGACGGUUAAGACCGGCCUUGCAGCUGAGGUUGAGGUUUAUAGCGCACCUGGCGAUCGAGGAAGUGAAUGCGUCGUAAUUUUUAUUAAGUUUAAGUAUUAAAUUUUUAUAAUAAAGUGGUUUAAUCUGA